CGAGCUGUCUGGUAACUCCUCCAUCCUAACUCUUCGAGCCUGCACCUCGACACCCACCUCAGGAUAUGUCCUUCGAUAUCCGCUGACCUCUGCAGACUCUUGGCUUGCUCCGAUGCACCCGGCCGUGUCUCUGAUCGCGGAGAAUGUCCUCAAGAACCAGGCCCUCGUCGUUGCGCUGCUCUUCCCUGUCCUCGCGACCGUCGCAAAUGUCGACACACCCGUGCAGCACUCGCUGCUCGUGACGGCCGUGUCCUGGGCGCUGAUAUGGAUACCGGCGGUAUGCCGCGCGGGCCUGGGGGCGAGUGGGAGUGGUGGCUCGAAGAAAGCCACGAGCUGGGCGGCGGGAGGGUUUCUGGCUUUUGCACAGAUUUGUGACAGAGCUGCUUGCGAUAAGGAGGGCAUCUGGUCGACCAAGGCAUUGCUCCCGCUCCUCGUGGUCCUACUCUCCGAGAGCGAGAUUUGGUCCCAUCAUUUCGCUCUACCGUCUUACCAUUCCCUAGACGACUCGUCCGAUAGUGGCGCCGGUUCCGAGAGGAAGUCGCAUGCAAGGUCCUACCGGCUGUUGGUUAUAGUCACUGUUGCUGCGGCUGCGGCCCUCUCCACUCGAUAUAGCUCGUCACCGACUACUACACUCGGACUAAGUAGCGUCCUCUUUGCGGCUGUCGGCCUCGUGCUCUUCGAAAGCGCGCUCAAGACUUCCAAGGAUGACAACCAUUCUGGCAGGAGGGGGUUUGUUUCCGCCGAUGGGACCUUCUCUCGGCCCAACCCAAUCGAAGGCACACAGAGAGAGCACCAUAUUGCCACUUUGAGAGAUGUUGCGGCAAUCAUGACUAUCCUGUGCGGACUGGCUGCGUAUCUCGUGGAGCCAAUGACACCGAAUGGUUUCACCUGGGAACCCGUCUAUCGACAGUUGCCAGGAGAUUGGAAGGCGAUGCAACAUCGUAGGACGGUCCAGAUUUCCAUUUGGAUGAUUGUUGUUGAUGUUAUAGUAAAUACUCUGUUCUUCUUCAUCACUUUUCAGCAGGGUGCUGUUCAUACUUCCUUCUUGGUCCUGUUUUCGUACAUGUGCGCUCGAUUGCACCUGGCCGUCUCUUUUUCCGGCCUCUGGUUUACUGUCAUAUAUUCAGCUACGGCACUUCUAAUCAUGACCACUUCCUCAACUUCAUCAUCCAUCGAUCUUCGGAGCUCUAUACGGCUCAGACGGAUCAUCUUUGGUGUUACGGCGGCGUCUUUUGGUUUCCUUUUUCUGCGAUAUGCAUCCGGGGCGCGGCGCUAUCCCUCUACGACUCAUGACCUAUCUACCUUUGGUGUUGUCUCACCGGAAUCGCCUUUUAGCCCGGUUCCGAUGGAUUUGAAGAAGGGCCAUCCGGCCGAGCAGUUGAUUGAGUCUGCCGAGAAGAGAUUUGGUGAUUUGUUGAAUAGGCAAUCCAAAUCUCUGGGAGAGGCUGUUCAGGAAUACCGUCGCCGACAUGGGUUUCCUCCCCCCCCAAACUUCGACAAGUGGUACGAGUUUGCAACAAGGAACGGGGUCCAGUUAAUCGACGAGUUUGACACAAUCACCCGCUCAUUGUAUCCAUUCUGGGCUCUGAAACCCUCUACUAUUAGGGCGCGCGUGAGACUUGCUCUAGGCUCCGACGAGAAUGCUUUGAUUGGAAUGAUGAUCCGAGAUGGCAGUGUGGUUAAGAUUGAAAAUGGACAGGAAUGGCAGCAACAAGCCACGACCGGCAUGAUAAAGGAUUUCGUCCAGUAUCUCCCCGAUAUGGACCUCGCCUUUAACAUCCACGAUGAACCUCGCGUCGUCGUGCCACAUGAUCAACUCUCCUUUCUUGUAACCAAGGCUCGAGACCACGACAUCCCGAACGCAAUGAGGAACCCAUCUCCUCAAAACGCAUUUUCGCCAAGACCCAGCGAUAUGAACGAUGGCCGGCGCUUCGAGGAAGCGAAGACAACCAAGUUCAAUCGAUUCGCACAUCAGCAGACCUGGACCGUUUCCAGGCUCUCCUGUAGCCAACACAGCCAAGCAAGGAACUACGAGGACUCCCCCGCCGACAAUCUCACUUCCUACGCAGUGGGCCCCCUCAACUACGUCUACAACGUCUCCGCCUUCUCCGACAUCUGCAAUUCCCCCUCCUUCUCUUCCUCUUUUGGCUUCUUCGAGCGUCCUAACGCUUUCAACAUCGUCCACGAGCUAACUCCCAUCUUCUCCCAAUCAAAAAUCAGUAGUUUCCAGGAUAUCCUGUAUCCCAGUCCGUGGUACUGGUUUGGCAGAGUCGGUUACGAUGAAGAUAGAGACACAACGUGGGAGAAUAAAACAAACGCCAUGUAUUGGCGCGGCAGCACGACGGGCGGCUUCAGCCGAAGCGGAGGAUGGCGUCGCCAACACCGUCAACACAUCGUACGCAACCUAAACGCGCCUUCCAAAGCUAAAAUCCUGGUCUCCAAAUCCCAAUCCCAAUCCCAUCUCCCACCUCGAGACUCUGACCCACAAACCCAAACCCCAGAAUUAGUCGUCAAAGAUGUAGACCGCAAGUCCCUCACCCGCCUCAUCGACGUCAAAUUCAGCCACAUCGGGCAAUGUGACCCUGGCGACUGCGACGCACAAAAGGAAUUCUUCAAUAUCGCCCCCAGGGCCGAUGGCCAGGAUGCGUGGUACUUCAAGCAUUUGUUGGAUAUGGAUGGUAAUGCGUUUAGCGGGAGGUUUUAUGCUUUUUUGAGGAGUAGGAGUUUGACGUAUAAGAUGGCGGUGUUUAGGGAGUGGCAUCAGGAGUGGUUGAGGCCGUGGGUGCAUUAUGUGCCGUUGAGUUUGAAGGGUGAAGAACAUUUAGAUUUAGUGAGAUGGUUUGGGGGGGUGCAGGAAGGGGACAGAGAGGCGGCGGCGGAUGGGCAAGGCGGUGAGGGAAAGGAGGGUAGGGAUAGGGAUAGGGAUAGGAAUAGGGAGAAGGAUAGGGAUAAGCCAAGGAAAGACGGGAAUGGGGAGAGUGUGGGAGAGAAAAAGGCGAGGGAGAUCGCGGAACGGAGUUCGGAGUGGGCCGGCAAGGUCUUGAGGAAUGUGGAUUUUGAAGUGUGGUUUUUUAGACUGUUGCUUGAGUAUGGCCGGAUUAUUGACGAUAAUCGCGAUAUGAUCGGGUAUCCGGGGCCAUGAUGCUACUGUCGACACUUUUUCGGAGCAUACAACACAAUACUCGGAGUCUAAGAGGCGCAAGCGUAGGCGUAGGCUGGUUUGCUAUUGUGUACAUAUUGUAACUGUACAUACGUACAUGAUGGACCUCUAUACACCCAACGACGCAUACGUAGAUUCCCACAGCGCAUUCUGUACAUUAUUACAUGGAAUGGAAUAGCAUGGCGUUAAACGGAUCACCAACUAUUUAUAUCUCUCUAUUCUUCAGCUCCCACAUCUGACCAUGCCUACCGGUCCAAACCUCUCUCUUUCCUACCGUCCAACAGGGGCCUAAAUUAGAAGUAGACCCAGAGGCAAGUGUACUUGCUCUGUGGUCCCGGGACCCCCGAUCUGACAGAGCUACGAUUUUUGUGAGGGAGCUGCAGAGAGUUCGCAGCUGCUUGUUUCGGCUCCGUGCGUGUUUAGUCUGAUAGAUUAGGUAUCACUUAAUUCCUCUUUCUGUGGGUCUACG
This is a messenger RNA of Lindgomyces ingoldianus, 3629 nucleotides long. RefSeq lists its product as uncharacterized. Lineage: Eukaryota; Fungi; Ascomycota; Dothideomycetes; Pleosporales; Lindgomycetaceae. The record is from RefSeq and is a predicted model, not a curated record. The transcript is spliced from 3 exons. The coding region runs from base 113 to 3142 and encodes 1009 amino acids.